AGGAACGCUCUGUACAGUGUACACAGUAUAUCCGCUGACAACGUUUUAGAUAAGACGAUAAAAUUUAAUCAACCGGUUACAAACUUACUAACAAGUUGCAAUCAGAACAGUUUUGAAUACUAUUAACGCCGUGAAUACUGAACUAUGGUUUAAAGGCAUUAGGCAAAGGCAAGUUUUAUCGAAUUAAAAUCGGUGGUGACUACUGACCAUGUGGGCAUUAAAAUCAUCAGCAAAUAGGACAUUGAUCAAACUAAACAUAUCAAAGUAAAAACCAACAGCAGUUUCGACUUGGUAAAAUACAAACCAUACAGGCAACAACGAACAAUAAAAAUGGCAUCUUUUUUUAAAUGGUACAGAUUUUACAGCCACACGUAUCCAAUAAGGACCAAUCUCGUUCAAACCGGUCUAUUAUUUGGUCUCGGUGAUUUAAUGGCUCAAAGCGCAGUAGAAAAGCGUAAACCUGAUGAAAUUGAUUGGUUACGUACAGUUCGCUAUGCAUCUAUUGGAUGUGCGGUUGGACCUACACUUACUAUGUGGUACAAAACGUUGGACAGAUUAGGAACUAAAAACACAAUACCAAUAGUGGCUAAAAAAAUAUUAGUCGAUCAAAUGAUUGCAUCACCAAUUAUUAAUGGAGCUGUAAUGAUUAUGAGUAGAGUGUUCAGUGGUGACGAAUGGCCACAAAUACAAAAUAAACUGGAAGCCAAUUAUGUGAAAGUUAUGCUCACUAGUUACUUGAUUUGGCCAGCUGUACAGACAUUUAAUUUCACCAUUGUUCCACAGCAAUACAGGGUUUUAACAGUGCAAAUAGUGUCAUUAGCUUGGAAUACAUAUCUUUCAUUUAUGAGCGUUGGUGGUGAAAAAUCAAAAUAA
Messenger RNA from Myzus persicae (green peach aphid), 873 nucleotides. Its product is annotated as mpv17-like protein 2. Gene Ontology annotation, cellular component: membrane; cytoplasm. The transcript has 4 exons. NCBI's taxonomy places the organism in Eukaryota, Metazoa, Arthropoda, Insecta, Hemiptera, Aphididae. The record is from RefSeq and is a predicted model, not a curated record. Bases 331 to 873 code for a protein of 180 amino acids.